Molecule: messenger RNA, 1945 nt
Organism: Magnolia sinica
Lineage: Eukaryota; Viridiplantae; Streptophyta; Magnoliopsida; Magnoliales; Magnoliaceae
Product: auxin-induced protein PCNT115-like
Exons: 6
Coding region: 55-1161 (368 amino acids)
Cellular component (GO): cytoplasm
Source: RefSeq, a predicted model, not a curated record
AGAGAGAGAGAGAGAGAGAGAGGUGGGAGUUGCUCGAGAAAGAGGGGGGAAAAGAUGGAGAGUGGGAAAGGAGUGGGGCGGAUGAAGCUGGGAUCGCAGGGUCUUGAGGUGUCUGCUCAAGGGCUGGGAUGCAAUGGCAUGUCUGGUGUUUAUGGUCCACCCAAACCAGAGCCAGAUAUGAUCUCUCUCAUCCAUCACGCCGUCCGCAGUGGCAUCACCUUCCUCGAUACCGCUGACAUGUACGGCCCUUUCACCAACGAACUUCUCCUCGGAAAGGCCCUUAAACAGAUAAGGAAGGAUGUUGAACUGGCUACCAAGUUUGGGAUCAGUUUUGCUGAUGGGAAGAGUGAGAUAUGCGGGGAUCCUUCUUAUGUCCGGGCCUGCUGCGAAGCAAGCUUGAAGAGACUUGAUGUCAAUUGCAUCGACCUGUACUACCAGCACCGUAUCGAUACUCGAAUUCCCAUCGAGAUUACGAUUGGGGAACUCAAGAAACUAGUUGAAGAAGGCAAGAUAAAAUACAUCGGGUUAUCCGAGGCCUCUCCUUCGACGAUCCGGAGAGCACAUGCCGUUCACCCAAUAACUGCAGUACAGUUGGAGUGGUCUUUAUGGACAAGAGAUGUAGAGGAAGAAAUAGUUCCUACUUGUAGAGAGCUUGGCAUAGGGAUUGUUACAUUUUGCCCUCUAGGGAGGGGCUUCCUCUCAUCGGGGCCCAAAGUCAUGGAUAAUUUAUCAAACCAGGACUUCCGAAAGUUUUUACCAAGAUUUCAAGCUGCGAAUGUGAAGCACAAUGCCCGCAUAUUUGACCGUGUAAAUGAAAUGGCGACGAGGAAGGGAUGCACCCCUUCACAGCUGGCAUUGGCUUGGAUCCACCACCAAGGAAAUGACGUAUGCCCAAUACCAGGCACCACCAAGAUUGAAAACCUCAACCAGAACAUUGGAGCUUUGUCUGUGAAGCUCACUCCAGAAGAGAUGGCUGAGCUUGCAACCUUGGCAGAUGCCGUCAAGGGCGAUAGAUAUGGAAGUGGGGCAUCUACUUGGAGGCAGUCAGAUACUCCUGCUCUCUCUUCAUGGAAAGGCAUUUGGGCGGACGCCACAAAAAGAAGCAGACCUUAUCUAUCGUAUAAUCAACAUAAAAUCAAUAAAAUUAACAAAAGGGAAUAAAAUCACCCAGGCCACAAUGAGAAGAAAAAGCCUCUUCCAGCCACUGGUGUGAGCAACUUCACUUCACCCUUUGGGAUCUUUGGGAUCUAAAAAGUGAUGCAAAGAUGCAGGGUUGCAGGACAAUAAAAUCUAAACUACAGACAACAGCAACGCAUGCAACCCACUGUGGGCAACACUACCAUGGACACCUCCCUUUCAUGAGAGUAAUGCAACAAUGCAGACAUUGCAGCAGCAACAUCCAUACAGCGAACCAAUAGCAUGUCGAUUCACAGCAGGGCAUUUGAUGUAAAGCGGGUCAUAGACACUUCCCUGGCAAAGAUGGACCGGAGAAGGCCCGAUCGGAGGGGGAAAUGAUCUGGACCGUCAUAACCUUAAAUCAGUCAUAUCUCGCCAAUCAGGAUGACUUUUUUGACAUAUCAUAUAUGAUUUGGGGUUAGGACCUACUCAAGACAACCAACCCAACCACACUAGGUUGUCCAUGCCGGAAUUGUGUGAUUCCAUCAGUUCGACAGUCAAAAGUCCCGUUUAGUUCCGUUUUUACUAUAAAUAGUAAGUUUUAAUUCUAGUAUAACUUUUGAUCAUUUGAGUUGUAGAAGUCGUGCUCGACAUGAAAAAGGCUUAGAAAAGUAAGUUUUAGUUCUAGUAUAACUUUUGAUCCUUUGAGUUGUAGAAGUUAUGCGCAACAUGAGAAAAAAGGCUUAGAAAAGUUAGGAGAAUAAUGUGGUUGGGCCAAAUUGAACACUUACUAUUUUCGGCCGAAAACCACAUAGCCUAGCAGGAAUAG